GAGAUGAGAAGCAGGCGUAUUUGCGAUGAGCCGGUGUGCUAUGAACAGUCUGAGCGUCGACAAAGAUGCGAAGAAAGACAUCGAGCAGUUUCAAAGAUUUUGCAUGAAACGCAUGAAAUCGAAAGAUGUCUUCCGAAUAAGAUAGAUCGGACGAUAUGUAGAGGCCUAGAGCAAAGUGGGAGGCAGGUAGACGUGGACGAUGAGCAAAACCUACCUUUGAGGAACGAGACGGCGUAUUCACCUGGAACCGAAUCUGGCACAAGGGCAAAGAGGGAGAAAUCAAGAAACGAAAUGUGAAAAAGAAAAGAAAAAAGAAAAAAUGAUAAAAAAUUGAAUUAAGGAAAGCGGGGAAAUGAAUAGGUUAGCAGCAGCAGCGACUAGCAGCUGGUGAUGGGGGGGAGAAAGGAAGAAAGAGUGAAGGUUAACGCAAGCGAGAAAAAGACAAAACUGGGGGGAGAGAUGAGAGAUGAGAUGAUGGAGGAGAGGAUUUCUGGCGAGCGAGGCGGCCAGGAUUCGAGGGAUUUGGCUGCUGCGGGCCUCUCGGAAGCGCUGCCUUGCCUGUGGCUUGUCGUUUGUCGGACGAUGCGGCCCAGCCUGAUGGUUCUGACGGCCAGCGAAGAAUCACAGCAAUGCAGAGGCAGAAGAGGAGGCGGACGAGAGAGAGGAGAAGGACGAGGGCCAUGCGGUUUGCGGUGCCGGGAGCCAUGCCUUGCAUGUACAGGUACAGGUACAGGCACAGGCACAGGGGUGGUUAGUGGGCACCUUGCCUGGAGCCAGGUCCUGUUCCUGGCUGUGGGGAGGUCGCUUCGCCGGGCCAUGGGCUGCCCUGGGCUCCGGCUGCUGUAACGAGCUGCGGCAUGCGGCGCUGGUACCGGUACGGGCGAGUGGUGCAGCACAAUGCCGUAUAUGGGUGCAGCAGGGAUAUCCAAGGAAAGAGGAAACCCAC
Molecule: messenger RNA, 946 nt
Organism: Trichoderma asperellum CBS 433.97
Lineage: Eukaryota; Fungi; Ascomycota; Sordariomycetes; Hypocreales; Hypocreaceae
Source: RefSeq, a predicted model, not a curated record